Messenger RNA from Diachasmimorpha longicaudata, 3167 nucleotides. It is a transcript of the gene Traf4, whose product is annotated as TNF receptor-associated factor 4. Gene Ontology annotation, molecular function: protein binding; zinc ion binding. Gene Ontology annotation, biological process: protein K63-linked ubiquitination; tumor necrosis factor-mediated signaling pathway; regulation of apoptotic process. The transcript has 7 exons. The coding region runs from base 918 to 2084 and encodes 388 amino acids. The record is from RefSeq and is a predicted model, not a curated record. Lineage: Eukaryota; Metazoa; Arthropoda; Insecta; Hymenoptera; Braconidae.
UCCAGGACGGGAAAAUCGUGAGUGUUGUACGCGUCUCGAGAGUGAUUAUGCCCUCUCCUUCCAAUGUCCAAAGUUAAAUUUUAUUCCACUAAAAAAUCAUUUUCCUUCGUAUCAAUUCCCUGUACUUCCGGUGAUGAUUGACUUCAAGUUCAGUCGAUUAACUUGAAAACAGUUUUGCGGAAAGUUCUAGACGAUUGCGAGUGAAAUCGUGAGAGUUACGAAAUAGAUGAAAUUGAAUUCCUUCCGGGGAAGUCAAUAGUUCAAUUUCGAAAUUUGUGAAAAUUUAGGUGUUCGAUAUGUCUAGUGUAUCCUCAGCACAUAUUCCCACUGAGAUUUACCACGGAUUUGUUCAUUCUCAGUUGGUAUGCAGUAAGACAUCGUCCCUGACUUCUCCUAGAAGACAUCAAUAAACAAGAAACAUAUACCACCAAUUCCUCAGCAUCUUUAAUCUUCAAGUCCACUUGGGGUACCGUAAUGUCUAGGUAUGUGUUGAACGGCAUUGAGAGGUGUGUCGAGGUCGAGUGCUGUAAUUUCAAGAAUUGGCCUUCCCGGAUUUAGUUGACGAUUCCGACUAACUAAUCGUACCAGAUUUAUCGGAACCGUUCACACAAUUUUCUGACUUCAAUACAAUAGCUUUUCCCUGGAUUUUCUUUUAUUUAAUGCAUCCAAGCGGGUCGGCUUAUGGUGCUGAAAAAAUACAGAAAUUAUACAAAAAAAGUCAGUACUCAAGUGUUCAACGCAGACGAAGUCAAGAGGGAAUCAAAAAACACGAGAAUUAUUUUAAUUAUUUGAAGAUAAACUUGGGUGGUACAUUGAGGAAUAAAUACAUUUUUGCUAGAGGCUGGGGAGGAUGUGAAACAAAGAACAAACUUUUGUAAUAUCAGACCUUUCAGGAUCUGGAAGCAGAGAAAGCUAUAAUGGGAUCGAUCGUAUACUGCAUACAUCAUAAAGACGGCUGCAAGUGGUCGGAUGAAUUGAGGAAAUUGAAGGCACAUCUGAAUACAUGUAAACACGAUGCUAUCCCCUGCAGCAAUAAAUGCGGUGCGAUGAUUCCUCGAGUCCUCAUGGAAGAUCAUCUAAAAUACACAUGUGCUCAACGUCGUGCACGUUGUGAUUUCUGUGCCAAAGAGUUUACCGGACAAACAUUAGAGAAACACACGGGUACGUGCGGCUACGAGCCCCUCUACUGUGAGAAUAAAUGUGGAAUGAAGAUUCAAAGGCGGUAUCUAGGCCAACACAAACUAGGCGAGUGCGCAAAGAGACUGGUGGCUUGUAGAUACUGCAACAAGGAAUUUGUAUUCGACACAUUGGGCACUCAUCACACCAAGUGCGGACGAUUCCCGGUUGCCUGCCCUCAUCGUUGUGAAACAGCUGUGCUACCCAGGGAGGAUCUCGAAAUUCAUCUCAAAGAUCACUGCACCACGCAUCUUCUGUCUUGUAGUUUCAAAGAUGCUGGGUGUCGAUUUAAGGGAAAUCGUUUUUCACUGGACAAACAUAUGGAGGAAUCCGCUAAAAUGCAUCUGAGCUUGAUGUGUAGCGUAGUAACAAAACAGCAGCACCAAAUAACGAGUCUAAAAUCGGCGAUGGGAAAACUGUCGCUGAACUAUACUGGGACCUUAAUAUGGAAAAUAAGUGAUUACACAGCCAAAAUGGCUGAGGCUAAGACCAAAGAGGGAAUGGAACUCGUCAGCCCACCCUUCUACACUAGUCAGUACGGUUACAAACUCCAGGCAUCGAUUUUCCUAAAUGGAAAUGGCACAGGCGAAGGCAGUCACAUGUCGAUUUACAUAAAAAUUUUGCCAGGGGAAUACGACGCCCUUCUCCGCUGGCCUUUCUCUCAUUCAGUAUCCUUCACUAUGUUCGAUCAAACUGUCCAAGCCGACAAGGCCUGCAACAUCGUCGAGAGCUUCAUCCCCGAUCCCACGUGGAAGAACUUCCAGAGGCCGAGUCGAGAGCCCGAUUCCUUGGGCUUUGGCUUUCCUCGGUUCAUCUCCCACGAAAUGGUGAAGAAACGCCACUUUGUCAAGGAUGACACCAUGUUCAUCAGAGUGAAAGUAGACCCCAGUAAAAUUGUCGCAGUUUGAUUCGACGCAGAAUAUAUUUUGUAUGAAUUUUUCCGAGUUCCAAAUUUGAGAUUCUGUUUAAAAUUAGUUUUUCAGCACCAAAUCAGGGAAAUUUCGUUGCGUGUUUUUUAUUACUAUGAAAAAUAAGGGUUUUCGUAGGUGAAAAUAUGAACAGAGUGAAAAGAUCUAUUGUUGAAUGUUCUGCUUGAAUCGUGGAAAGUUUAGCAGAUUUUGAUAUUUCUAUUGGAAAUUAGAAAUUUUGAAAGCAAAAAUAUAAAAAGAAUUGCACGGUUAGGACUUUUUUUUUCUAUCAAGUAUUUUUCAUUAAAUAUUUCUAUAGAAGCAUAAAUCCCACGAAAAACUAUUUUUUGGAUAAUCGAGAGAAAAACUAUGAGGAUUUUCUAAGAAAACUGUAAUGAAAUUUUUCAUUGCAGAUUCUCCGUUGGUGAUUCGGUAAAAAAUUUAAUUAAUUCAAAAAUUGUAGUUAAUAACGAUGUUUAGAAAAAUGAGAAUCAUUAUUGAAGAAUUUUUUUUUUCGAGACGAACUGAUGAACAAUCAAACAAAUGUUAAUAUUCUACUUCAUUUUCUAUUUAUUUUUCAUUUUCAACAGAGGAAAUAUGCAUUAGAUUUUUUUUGUUAAAAAAUUUAGUAUAUCAGCAAUUUCUUUGAACGAUGAACAAAACAGAAAAAUCAAAACUUUCUUCUUUUUUUCUAUCAAAUAUUUUUUUUCAGAAUUAAAAUCACCAAACACUACUAAAAACUAAUAGAAACUUUCCUCAAAAAUUUCGAUAGAAUUUUCUUCCUCAAUUUUUCAUACGUAAUCACAAUAAGAAUUCAUGAAUUGAGAGUGGAUAGUUAAUCCUAAUAAUUACGGAAACGGGAGUAAUUAUUUAAAAAAUUGUCUGUCGCAGACAUUUUCUGAUAAAUCGACCAAAUGUAAAUAUAUUUCAAUACCUGUACAGUUUUCAUUUUUAUCCAAACGAAAAUAUAAAAGAUGAUCGAAUAGAUAUGUGAUUGAGUGAUGCUAGUGACUGUAUGUAAAGCAAAAUGUAAGAUAGAAACGUAAGUUUAUAUGAAUAAAUUUGACAUUUUUAAUAAAAGAA